Molecule: messenger RNA, 730 nt
Organism: Merops nubicus (carmine bee-eater)
Lineage: Eukaryota; Metazoa; Chordata; Aves; Coraciiformes; Meropidae
Product: lysophosphatidylcholine acyltransferase 1-like
Exons: 5
Molecular function (GO): calcium sensitive guanylate cyclase activator activity; calcium ion binding
Source: RefSeq, a predicted model, not a curated record
GGCAUUGGGAGUUCCAGUGACAGAUUACACAUUUGAAGACUGUCAGCUAGCAUUGGCUGAAGGACAACUUCGUCUGCCUUCAGACACAUGUCUUUUGGAAUUUGCAAAGCUUGUGAGAAGCCUUGGGCUGAAGCCAGAAACACUUGAGGGUGAUCUUGAUAAAUAUGCUGCAAGUGCCAUGAAAAUGAAAGAAGAAAAGGUUGAUCUUGAAGAGUUUUCAGCGUACCUGGAAUUGCCAGUUUCUCACACAUUGGAAAGCAUGUUUGCACUUUUUGAUGAGAAUGAAGAUGGCAUAAUUGACAUUCGGGAAUUUGUCAUUGCUCUGUCAGUUGUCUGUAAGCCAUCCAAAACACUGGAAACUAUUCAGCUGGCUUUUCAGCUGUACCAGUCAGAAGAUGGAACUAUAACAGAAGAGGAUUUAGCUUAUAUUCUGAAGACUGCCAUGGGUGUGUCACAGAUUAAUGUUACGCAUCUUUUUAGAGCUGUAGACGAAGGAGAAGAAGGAGAGAUUACAUAUGAUGACUUCUACAGAUUUGCUGAGUUGCACCCACGCUUUGCAGAAGACUAUCUCUACACGGAUCAGAUGGGAGCUGAGAGUGGCUUGGAGAUGUCAUCUCUUUCUGCUCCUAAUGGUAUCUGUACUGACUUCAGCCCUGAAAAUGCUGAAUAUAAACCCAAACCUCUGCAGAAGAAACUGAAUUAACACUACAACUGUUACCUUCCUCUCCUG